Messenger RNA from Adineta ricciae, 1443 nucleotides. The record is from the annotation of a GenBank genome assembly. NCBI's taxonomy places the organism in Eukaryota, Metazoa, Rotifera, Eurotatoria, Adinetida, Adinetidae.
AUGUCGAUCAUCAAUCUCUUAUUGUUGAGUUUACUUUGUAUUGAUCUUUCUUACCAAGAUCAAUCAACAGCUCGCUUAAGCAAUUUCGGUUAUACGUUCACCCCAUACAGCAGUGCAAGCGCUCCGUUUCUCACGCUCACUCAAAGCAGCAUUCUUCGAUGUCACAUGCAAUGCAAUCAAAGAACCGCUUGUCGACUAUUCGAUUACGAUUCAGACACAAACCAAUGUCGACUCUGGUCAGAUGAUCUGACGACAGGUAUCAUCUCUCUGGCUAUUCCAUCGAAGCCACAAUCCAGAGUCGGUGCCAUUCGAAUCGCACCUGAUAUAUACACUCCUAUUCACAAUCAACCGUGUGACAAAUGUGCUGAUAGUCGAUAUGAAGAGUGUGAUCCACUCUUCCUCACUUGUCAGUGUCCACCGAUGACAUUCUGGGAUGGAAGUGUAUGUUCACCUCAACGAUACUUGAAUCAAUCGUGUGCAACCAUUGAUAGUUGCCGAUCGGAUCUUGCACUGGAAUGUCGAGAUGUUGGAUGUAAUUCUGUAUUUCAAUGCUUGAAUCAAACAAAUGUUGUGACAGUGGCUGGUUUUUGCAAUGCAACAGUAGGUGGUGGAGCAUAUGGAUUAUCAGGUCCAUGGGGACUGUAUGUCACGUCAAACAAUACUCUGUAUGUGACUGAUUAUGAUGCCGGCCGAGUGCAAGCGUAUGCAUCGUCGUCUCGUGCAGGAAUCACGAUUGCUACCAUCAACAGUCAUCUUGACGAUCUAUUUGUCGAUAAUGGAGGAUAUGUGUACACGGCUGCUAUAACGAUCAGUAGUAUAUUUGUUUCACCAUUAAACAAAACUCUUCCAAUACGCAUAUCAUCCACGUGUAAUUUGUCGUCAAUCUAUUCACCUUACGGUGUUGCUGUUGACAAAUAUGGAAAUCUUUAUAUAUCGGAUCUUUCAUGCCAUGUCGUUAUGAAAUGGACACCCAAUGCCACUGCAGGUGUAGUUGUUGCUGGACAACUCAAUACACCAGGUAGCACUAGUAGUUUACUCUACAGCCCGAAGUUCAUCGCUCUCGAUGAAGUACAUUCAGCACUCUAUGUGGUUGACUACUACAACUAUCGUGUACAGAAAUUUCUGCUGGGAGUCAGCACAGUAGGUAUUACAGUCGCCGGCGGUAACGGAUAUGGUAUAGGCUUGAAUCAGCUGAAGAAUCCAUCAGGAGUGUGUGUAUCAUCGAAAGAUCAGUCGGUGUAUGUGGGUGAUCAAGACAAUCAUCGAGUGGUGAAGUGGGUAGUGAAUGCUACGCAAGGUUCGAUCGUUGCUGGCAUGACAGGAGUAGCAGGCAGCACGUCAUCACUUCUGAAUACGCCUGGUGAUUGCGUUCUCGAUCCAACAGAGACAUUUCUUUAUGUGGCUGACUAUGGUAAUCAUCGCGUGCAACGUUUCCCUUUAUGA